AACAGCAAGUGUGGGCAGCGAGUUUACAGCUAGCACGGAUGCUAACCGCGCACACCACCGAGCCGACACUGAGACGGGAGCUGUCAGUUUUCAAUAAAAAUUGUAUUUUUUAUUAAGGAGGUAAAGAAUGUGGUCGUACUGGUCAAAACUUCAGAAAAUUGCGAAACGGGGGCGACGUUGUUGGCACUGCUAGCUAACGUUAGCUGGCUGGCUAACGCUAAACCCGUCCAGGCUGGAUGGCGGCGUUGAGGAGGAUGGAGACUGCAGAGCAAGGAGACUAAAAUGGGAGCCGGAGCUUCAGUAUCACUCUGUCAAACUGCGUCAUCAGUGAGGGUGCUGAAGCACAGCGCUCGUGUAGAACCAGAGUCAAGGAUCCCAGAGCCAGACCCCGGGGCAGUAUUUGGGGUACCACUGUCAAGACUGAGGGAUGCUGGAAAGCUGCAGCAUGGUGUACCCCUGGUGGUCAAAACCAUGGUGGAGUUCCUGGAAAAGUAUGGUCUCCAGCAGAGCGGUGUGUUCAGAGUGUGUGGGUCGGCACCGCGCUGCAGGACGUUGCGCGUGUGUUUGGACCGUGGGGAGCGUAUGGAUCUGGAGAGGGGAGAUGUUCCGAUUGUGGCCUCUCUGCUCAAACUGUACCUGAGGGAACUGCCCUGUGGACUCAUUCCGAACACGCACAGCAAACGCAUGCAGCAGGCACUCAUGGACUCUACAGACGGGACAGAGCUGUCUGAGGCGCUGAAGCAAAUCCUGACCCGUCUCCCUGACGACAAUUACAACAUCCUGUCCUACCUCCUGCACUUCCUGUCCCGAGUGGCCGCCCACAGCCAGUGGAAUCACAUGACUUCGGAGAACCUGGCCACAGUGUUUGGGCCUUGCAUUUUCCGUGUCCCUGAGGGUCCCAGGAUGCUGGAGGAACAGACAGUGUGCAACACCCUCACACUGUACCUUCUGGAGAAGCAUUCACACCUGAUCCCAGACACACACACUCACACACACAGCGGGGACUUCGCACUGCCCCUCCCUCUGCUCGCUGAUAUGACACAGAUACAGGAGGAGCAGUCUUGUAAUCAGGGCACCAUGUGUGGCAUUAGUGUGGAAGAAACCAAAGAUAUGAGGGCCCACCAGCUGACCGCAGCAGAGACGCAACCACUGUCCAGCAGUGGAGUGGAGAAAGAAAGUGAGGCAAAAAAAGAAGAGAAAGAAGAAGGAAUACACCCCAAACAAGAAUCCUGCAUCCUUGAGGAAGAUCAGUCCUGCUUCGCUUGCUCAGAUACGAGCCCAUCUCUGCUGCAGCGCGCUGUGGAGCCCCCGUCCCCAAACAACAACAACAACAACGUUCACUUAUAUACACACCCGGGUAGCAACAAAGACACUGAGAGUAAUAACACUCACUCAGAGACCCGCAACAAAACACACUCCAAGAGCAGAAAGACGCACAGCGGACACACACACACUCCAAACAGCGCACACGUUACAACCAUCACACCCUUUAAACCCAGGAACACACACUCUCACAGCUCUGAGUCCAGCCACACACUCUCUGAGAGCAGCAUCUUACAUCCACAGAGUAACCACACACACUCUGAGUCCAGCCACACACUCUCUGAGGCCAGCCACACACUCUCUGAGAGCAGCAUCUCACAUCCACAGAGUAACCACACACACUCUGAGUCCAGCCACACACUCUCUGAGAACAGCAUCUCACAUCCACAGAGUAACCACACACACUCUGAGUCCAGCCACACACUCUCUGAGAGCAGCAUCUCACAUCCACAGAGUAACCACACACACUCUGAUUCCAGCCACACACUCUCUGAGAACAGCAUCUCACAUCCACAGAGUAACCACACACACCCUGAGUCCAGCCACACACUCUCUGAGAACAGCAUCUCACAUCCACAGAGUAACCACACACACCCUGAGUCCAGCCACACACUCUCUGAGAACAGCAUCUCACACACACAGAGCAACCACACACACUCUGAGUCCAGCCACACACUCUCUGAGAGCAGCAUCUCACACACACAGAGCAACCACACACACUCUGAGUCCAGCCACACACUCUCUGAGAACAGCAUCUCACACACACAGAGCAACCACACACUUUCUGAGAGCAGCAUCUCACACAUGCAGAGCAACCACACACACUCUAAGUCCAGCCACACACACACUAAUACUGCUUACACACACACUGAGGAAGAACCCAGACCAGCGUCCAUCUGUGAACAGUCCAGCCACAACAGCAGGGCAGCUCCAGUUUUGAAAGCCGCGAGUGCCCAACCCUCUCCUCACUGUCUAAUCCUGAGCCAGAAUCAGCACAUAAGCAGCCAGCAAGACUCUGCCUCCUCCAGCCAAUCACACAUCAUGUCUGAGUGUAUAAGCAGUGGAAACAGUGCAGACAGUUCAAGUGAGACGUCUAUCGCUCUGCUUCAGCGCCAUAUUCACAGCCUCAAACAAGCAAUCAGGAGCUUCGAUGACUCCUUCCAGCACAACCACAACUACAAGGCUGGACACAGCGAUAAGACGGCUGAAUUUAAAGUGGCGAGUCUCAAGAUGGAUCUCUGCAAAGCCCGCAAGCAGCUCAAAGAGUUAAGAUCAAGACAGUGUGCAGAUGGACUGAAAAAGUCAUGCAGUUCAUCUGCUGUCCUGCAGGCGGUCAGUGUGCCUGAGGCUAAACCUGCACUGGAGGACACAGUGAAAACACUAACACAACAUCUUAAAGAAAAACGAAUGGAGCUAAACCUACCAGAUCGCGUACAGGACAUGUCUCUGGCUCAGCUGGCUCUGGAGAAGAUAACACUGCAGAAGAGUCUGCUUUACUACGAGAGUCUUCAUGGCAGACCGAGGUCCAGAGAGGAGCGGAGUGUGAUGAGAGAGCUGUAUGAUCGCUAUCGUUCAGUGAAGCAAGCAUUCUACACUUUAAACAAACACACCAGUACCACUGGAAAGGAUGCAGACUCAGACAUGUGUAUUCAGCAGCCACUUUGCAGCAUGGUUUCCAUGCCAGCACAAGAGGACAGUAAUCCUGCUUUCAUCUCCCGGCUGGAGGAGGAAAAGCAGCCAACAGCUCCGACAAAUAACACACAAGCAGUCAACAGGGCAGAGCUCCUGAGACAGCUGAGAGCAACGAGGGAAGAGAAGAGACGGAUGAGGAAGAUUCUGAAAGAGUACGAGGAGACGGUUCUCUUAAAGACUGGCAGGAGGGCACAGAAAGAGGACCGGGUGCCCAUGGCGGCAGAAUACGACCGCUACAAAACUCUGAAAGCCAGGCUGAAGUUGCUGAAAAGCAUGCUGGGAAAGACACACACUCAGAAAACAGCCAGGUGAGAGAGGUUUGAGUCACCUGCGGUGGAAAUCCUGUGCCACGCUAAAGACCAGAGCAUAUUGAUUUAUUACCUGGAAAAAUGAUAAAAUCAGCAGCAGCUGAUGUUUUGAUACAUAGUGCUGAAAUAUGGAUUUGAAAUUAUUUAUGAAAUAAAUCUGUUAUGUGAUAAAUAUGCCAUCUAAUUGAUGAAAAACAAAAUGAAAAAAUGGACCUUUGUAUCAAAAUUUCUCGUAAUUUUUUUUGUAACCAAAGCUUAAAUAUUUGCACGUCUCAGGUACAUAAGCUAUCAUUUCACAGUGACCACAACUGGUAGAGAGAGUAUUAAAACUGCACUCUCUCUAACCAAAUCCGAAUUUGAUAUGAAGGUGAGUUCUGGCGGUGCUGCAUAGAGUGCAGUUCUGCUACAGAUUGCCUGCUGUUAGCUUGGUGUUGCGGAAAUGCAGCAGUAGCUGUUAAAGACAAACUGCACAUUUAAUUGUUGUUUUUACUGUCAUGAGCUUUUUUCUGUGCAAUCCUGCUUAAUAAGCUGUCUUAUUUUUCUGUUUUCUAUCACCGAAAAAUAAAUGUUAUG
This is a messenger RNA of Colossoma macropomum (tambaqui), 3896 nucleotides long. Its product is annotated as protein FAM13B-like. Bases 283 to 3327 code for a protein of 1014 amino acids. The transcript has 18 exons. Lineage: Eukaryota; Metazoa; Chordata; Actinopteri; Characiformes; Serrasalmidae. Gene Ontology annotation, biological process: signal transduction. The record is from RefSeq and is a predicted model, not a curated record.